AGCUUGGCUCGGGUCCUCCACGCUUACCCCCGGACAGCGGGAGACUCGGGCCAGCGGGACGCCCCUUCUGGCACACGCCCUGGGGCAGGCGCUCACGCACGCCUGCUAACACUCACUCCCCAUCCGUCCCUCGCGCGCCCUCUCCCAUCCUUCUGCCCCGAGCGCUCGCUCGCUCGCUUCUCUCUCUCUUUCUCUCACGCGCACGCACACACACACACACACACACACACACACACACACACACGGUCGCUCACACUCUGGUCCUCUCUGGCCCGACGCUCUCCUAGCGCCCACCUGCUCCACGCACCCCUCCGUGGCACGCCCGCCUGGGUUCGCGCCCCUCGCGCUCUUAGCCCUGACUGUCGCAGAUACCGGGGGCAGCGAGCCCCGGGGUGAGCGCCCCCGCCCCGCUCCUUCCCUUAGGGGCGCGCCCGAUGCCUGGGACGGGCCGCUGAGCCGGAGGGGACCGAGGAGGCCAUGGUGGGAGCGUUCGCCCGCCACGGUGCCCGCUGAGGCCAUGCCAGGCCCCCUGCGCCCGGCCGGCGCCCGCCUGCGCCUGCUCCUGCUCCUGCCGCCGCUGCUGCUGCUGCUCCGAGGCAGCCACGCGGGCUACCUGACGGUGGCCGUGGUGCUGCCGCUGGCCAACACCUCGUACCCGUGGUCCUGGGCGCGCGUGGGACCCGCCGUGGAGCUGGCCCUGGCCCGGGUGAAGGCGCAGCCCGACUUACUGCCGGGCUGGACGGUCCGCACGGUGCUGGGCAGCAGCGAGAACGCGCUGGGCGUCUGCUCCGACACCGCCGCGCCCCUGGCCGCGGUGGACCUCAAGUGGGAGCACAACCCCGCGGUGUUCCUGGGCCCGGGCUGCGUGUACGCCGCAGCCCCCGUGGGGCGCUUCACCGCGCACUGGCGGGUGCCGCUGCUGACGGCGGGCGCCCCCGCGCUGGGCUUCGGGGCCAAAGACGAGUAUGCGCUGACCACCCGCGCCGGGCCCAGCUACGCCAAGCUGGGCGACUUCGUGGCGGCGCUGCACCGACGGCUGGGCUGGGAGCGCCAGGCGCUCGUGCUCUACGCCUACCGGCCGGGCGACGACCAGCGCUGCUUCUUCCUAGUGGAGGGGCUGUAUAUACGGGUCAGCGACCGCCUCAACAUCACCGUGGACCACCUCGAGUUCGCCGAGGGCGACCACGACCACUACACCAUGCUGCUGCGGACCAUGCGGCGCAAAGGCCGAGUUAUCUACAUCUGCGGCUCCCCAGAUGCCUUCAGAACCCUCAUGCUCCUGGCCUUGGAAGCCGGCCUGAGUGGAGAAGACUAUGUUUUCUUCCACCUGGAUGUCUUUGGGCAAAGUCUGCAAGGUGCUCAGGGCUCUGCUCCCCGCAGGCCCUGGGAGAGAGGGGAUGGGCAGGAUGUCAGUGCCCGCCAGGCCUUUCAGGUGAACACCAUCCCAGCAUCCUUCCAUGAUGGGCUUCUGCUCUAUGUCCAAGCAGUGACAGAGACUCUGGCACAUGGGGGAACAGUCACUGAUGGGGAGGACAUCACUCAGCGGAUGUGGAACCGAAGCUUCCAAGGUGUGACAGGAUACCUGAAAAUUGACAGCAAUGGAGAUCGGGAGACUGACUUCUCCCUCUGGGAUAUGGAUCCUGAAACUGGUGCCUUCAGAGUUGUACUGAACUACAAUGGGACUUCCCAAGAGCUGGUGGCCGUGUCAGGGCGCAAACUGAACUGGCCACUGGGAUACCCUCCUCCUGACAUCCCCAAAUGUGGCUUUGACAAUGAGGACCCAGCCUGCAACCAAGACCACUUUUCCAUGCUGGAGGUGCUGGCUUUGGUGGGCAGCCUCUCCCUGCUCAGCAUUCUGAUUGUCUCCUUCUUCAUAUACAGGAAGAUGCAGCUGGAGAAGGAGCUGGCUUCGGAGCUGUGGCGGAUCCGCUGGGAGGACGUACAGCCCAGCAGCCUUGAGAGGCACCUGCGGAACGCGGGCAGCAGGCUGACCCUGAGCGGGAGAGGCUCCAAUUAUGGCUCCCUGCUGACCACAGAGGGCCAGUUCCAGGUCUUUGCCAAAACAGCAUAUUAUAAGGGCAACCUCGUGGCUGUGAAACGUGUGAACCGGAAACGAAUUGAGCUGACACGAAAAGUCCUGUUUGAACUGAAGCAUAUGCGGGAUGUGCAGAAUGAACACCUGACCAGGUUUGUGGGUGCCUGCACCGACCCCCCCAACAUCUGUAUCCUCACAGAGUACUGUCCCCGUGGGAGCCUGCAGGACAUUCUAGAGAAUGAGAGCAUCACCCUGGACUGGAUGUUCCGAUACUCUCUUACCAAUGACAUCGUCAAGGGUAUGCUGUUUCUACACAAUGGGGCCAUUUGCUCCCAUGGGAACCUCAAGUCAUCCAACUGCGUGGUAGAUGGGCGCUUUGUGCUCAAGAUCACUGACUAUGGGCUGGAGAGCUUCAGGGACCCGGAGCCAGAGCAAGGACACACCCUUUAUGCCAAAAAGCUGUGGACAGCUCCUGAGCUCCUGCGAAUGGCUUCACCCCAUGCCCGGGGCUCCCAGGCUGGUGAUGUGUACAGCUUUGGGAUCAUCCUUCAGGAGAUUGCCCUGAGGAGUGGGGUCUUCCACGUGGAAGGUCUGGACCUCAGUCCCAAAGAGAUCAUCGAGCGUGUGAUUCGGGGUGAGCAGCCCCCCUUCCGGCCCUCCCUGGCCCUGCAGAGCCACCUGGAGGAGCUGGGGCAGCUGAUGCAGCGGUGCUGGGCCGAGGACCCACAGGAGAGGCCACCAUUCCAGCAGAUCCGCCUGACGCUGCGCAAGUUUAACAGGGAGAACAGCAGCAACAUCCUGGACAACCUGCUGUCGCGCAUGGAGCAGUACGCCAACAACCUGGAGGAACUGGUGGAGGAGCGGACCCAAGCGUACCUGGAGGAGAAGCGCAAGGCAGAGGCCCUGCUCUACCAGAUUCUGCCUCACUCAGUGGCUGAGCAGCUGAAGCGUGGGGAGACGGUCCAGGCCGAGGCCUUUGACAGUGUCACCAUCUACUUCAGUGACAUUGUCGGUUUCACAGCCCUGUCAGCAGAGAGCACGCCCAUGCAGGUGGUGACCCUGCUCAAUGACCUGUACACUUGCUUUGAUGCUGUCAUAGACAACUUUGAUGUGUACAAGGUAGAGACCAUUGGCGACGCCUACAUGGUGGUGUCGGGGCUCCCAGUGCGGAACGGGCGGCUCCAUGCCCCGGAGGUGGCCCGCAUGGCCCUGGCGCUGCUGGAUGCUGUGCGCUCCUUCCGCAUCCGCCACCGGCCCCAGGAGCAGCUGCGCUUGCGCAUUGGCAUCCACACAGGACCCGUGUGUGCCGGAGUGGUAGGGCUGAAGAUGCCCCGUUAUUGUCUCUUUGGGGACACAGUCAACACGGCCUCAAGGAUGGAGUCCAACGGGGAAGCCCUGAAGAUCCACUUGUCUUCUGAGACCAAGGCUGUCCUGGAGGAGUUUGGUGGUUUUGAGCUGGAGCUUCGAGGGGAUGUAGAGAUGAAGGGCAAAGGCAAGGUUCGGACUUACUGGCUCCUGGGAGAGCAGGGCAGUAGCACCCGAGGUUGACUUGCCUUCCCUCCUGUCCCUAUGUUUCUGCCACACUUCCCUACCCUGUGCCAGAGGUGACAGAGAAGUGCCAGGCCUCAGCCUCACCCACAGCAGCCCCAUCAUUGCCAAAGGAUUGGAGAAGUGGGUUGAACAGCUCAGGUGUGCUGCCCCCAGUGCAGACAACAGAUACAACCUCUGAGAGAGGACUGGUAUGGGGAAGAACUCCGAGCUCACAGCGCUGGACCAAGGCACACGCACAUAGGCACUGCCCUGCUCUCCACCCCGACUCAGGCCAAGCUGCACUGUGGAUUCCUGAUCCUCCUCCCUCAACCUUGCUACACUGUGACUUUCACUGGGAGGGGAAAGAACCAACCAUCUGAGGGGGAAUACGAAAAGAGGCUAGGCGAAUCUAGGAGUGGGGAGUCCAUGUCUGGGCCUAACCCACAUGGGCCACAAUACCCUACCCCACCCCACCCAACAGUGGACACAGCACACAGGGGAGGAACGGCUGGCACAGAGGGGCCGCAGGCCUGCGUGCCUUGCUUCCACUGUGGGCAGAGACCAUUAAAAUCUUUAUUCCAGUUACAGUGUCUCUUCUUGAGGGAGAGAGGGUUGCCAGAAAACAGUCAUGUUCUCCACCUCUACUUCAAAUAAGACUCUUGCUUCUCAAGCUAGGAAUGCAGGGUCUGAAAAAGGCUGCAGUUCACCUUCAACUUUGAGGAGACCAUGUUACAGCCUAUGGAUGACCCAGCAGUGCUGACACUUUUGGGCCAAAGACCCAUUUACACCCUUGAAAAUUAUUGAGGGCCCCAAAGAGCUUUGUUUAUGUGGUUAUAUCUAUUGAUUUUUGCAUAUUAGAAAUUAAAACAAAUUCUUAUUUAUUAACUCAUUUAAGAGAACAAUAAUAAACCCCUUUUAUGUUAA
Messenger RNA from Lemur catta (Ring-tailed lemur), 4489 nucleotides. It is a transcript of the gene NPR1, whose product is annotated as natriuretic peptide receptor 1. The transcript is spliced from 21 exons. Gene Ontology annotation, molecular function: peptide receptor activity; ATP binding; guanylate cyclase activity. Bases 518 to 3583 code for a protein of 1021 amino acids. Gene Ontology annotation, biological process: receptor guanylyl cyclase signaling pathway; intracellular signal transduction; cGMP biosynthetic process. NCBI's taxonomy places the organism in Eukaryota, Metazoa, Chordata, Mammalia, Primates, Lemuridae. The record is from RefSeq and is a predicted model, not a curated record. Gene Ontology annotation, cellular component: membrane.